Molecule: messenger RNA, 816 nt
Organism: Eruca vesicaria subsp. sativa (arugula)
Lineage: Eukaryota; Viridiplantae; Streptophyta; Magnoliopsida; Brassicales; Brassicaceae
Source: the annotation of a GenBank genome assembly
AUGGGAAGAGCGACGUGGUUCGAAGCUGACGGGACGAAGAGAGGAGGAUGGACAGAGGAGGAAGACCAAAAACUCGUCACUUAUAUCAACAAAUACGGCACCGGUGACUGGCGUUUUCUCCCUCACAAAGCUGGUUUGCAGAGAUGUGGAAAGAGCUGCAGACUGAGAUGGCUUAACUAUCUAAGGCCUGGGGUCAAGAAAGGCAAAUUCUCUCCUCAAGAAGAAGAAGCAAUCAUCAAUUUCCAGUCUAUUCUUGGGAAUAGAUGGGCAGUCAUAGCGCAGCAGAUGCCUGGUCGAUCAGACAACGACAUCAAGAACCAUUGGAACUCUUGUCUCAAGAAAAGACUCGAGAGAAGCAGAAUCAACCCAAUGAGCCACCAACCAAUCAGUAACCUCGCCGUCUACACACCAUCGCUCAACACAGAUUGCGGCAACUCUUCCUACUCUACGGUGAGUCCAUCGAUGGGCUCACCGUCUUCUUCCUCCUCCUGUGGCUCGGCCAGUCUCCUUAACAAGAUCGCCACUGGUAUCUCAUCUAGACAACAAGGUGUCGACAGGAUCAAGAACAUCAUGUCGGAUUCAAGAUUCACAAGCAAUAUUAGUCAAGAGGAAGAGUCUGACGAAUCGAAGAAGGAUCAUGGGAAGGAUUUAGCAAGUGAUGAUCAAGAAGAUGAUUUUCUGAUGUGGGACGAGGAGAAAGUGAGACGUUUCAUGAAGGAGUUUUGUCAAAUGGAUUUUGAAACGAACGGAGUCUAUAGCUCUAGUUCUUCAUCACCGUAUGGUGUUUAUGAUGAGACUAAUCUACUUGAUGACUGA